ACAGGAUAAACACCUGCGAGACCUCCAGAAUGCCCACAUGGCAAAUUUUGGAACUUCCUAACAUAAAAAAACAAAAAAAGAAAUAUGCAUAUACUCCUGAAAUCACUUCAAAAUUUUGGGGUGUUCUUCAUCACACUCGAAAUUUUGCAACUUUAAUCACCAAUUUUUAUCGCUGCAUUGCUAAGUGCUAGGCAUAUAGGUAGUUUAACACUUUUGCAAUUUGCGAACAUGAGUUUUGUGUUCCGUGGUAGCCGAGGGGAUUUCGAAAAUGGAUUUUCAGGACUUAUUCCAGAAAGGCGUUCAGUAAGAAUUCAGCCUGGUCGACCUUCAAAUUCUUGGGCAUUUCUUGUCACUGUGCUUUUGUUGUUCACAAUUUUGAACACCCAUCAUAUGUCACCUAAUUUUCUGCUCUGGCUGGUUCUUGGUGUGUUUAUGUUUGCAACUAGCUUAAGGAUGUAUGCCACGUGUCAACAGUUGCAAGUUCAAGCUCAAGCUCGUGCUGCAGCAGCUAGUGGCUUGUUUGGACACACCGAAUUCCGUUUGCAUAUGCCAUCGUCCAUAGCUUUAGCAAGCAGAGGGCGACUACAAGGGCUGAGGCUUCAGCUUGCACUUCUGGAUCGUGAGUUUGAUGACCUAGAUUAUGAAGCAUUAAGAGCACUGGAUGCUGACAAUGUCUCCAACAUUCCUUCAAUGAGUGAAGAAGAAAUAAAUGUCUUACCAGUCCACAAGUACAAGGUUACAGGACCAGAGAGCGAGGUUUCACAAUCACAAGAGGCUUCCCCUUCGUCAACUUCUACUGAGCUUAAGCAAGAUGCUAAUGGUGCAAAGGAUUCAGAAGAUGAUCUUGCUUGUACCGUAUGCUUGGAGCAAGUGAAGAGAGGAGAACUCCUGCGUACCUUACCAUGUUUACAUCAGUUCCAUGCCAAUUGCAUUGAUCCAUGGCUGAGACAACAAGGCACAUGUCCGAUAUGCAAACUAAUAGUGGGGUCUGGAACGCAAGAUGUCUUGGACAGUGCUCCGGGUAUUGCCGAUAUGGUCUAAACUUCUAUAUAUUCCAGUAUAUUAUAUUAGAUGUGAUAUUACCUGUACAACUCAAGGGCUCUCCUUCCUCGUCAUGUGUAUAAACUGUUGUAUGAAGUGGUAGAACUUGCAAUUAGUGCUCGACUUGCUUCAGCUCUUCAUAAUAGAGUAAAAAUUGUGAUCCCUGCAAUCACAUACGAGGGUCAAUAGCUUGUUAGCAUCGGAAUGUUUUUCACUCUUCGUAUGUUGGAAACUUGACUGAUGCUCUGCUGAAGAUGAUCUUCUCUGGCGUCAUAUAUUAUGUAAAGGCACCCAUAUUAUUACGCGUUAAGUUGUGCUAAUGAAGGAUCUGCAGAACUAGAUGAGAUACAUGAAGGUGGAAACCAGUUCGGUCAGGGCAACUGCGUCUGAACUCUUUAUCCAUCAUUGCUUCCAUCAACCAUGUUUGAAAGAUUGAGGUUACUGUAUGGCUACAUUUUUUUAUUUUUAUUUCUAGCAUUUUUAUUUUUUAUCUUUGGAAUUGAAAUUAUGUUUCAGAUUAGACGAGUCUUCCCCCAGAUAGCUGAUGGUGGACUAGCAUAGGAAUCAUGGGGAUGAAAACAGCAUGCUUCAUGCCUUGUUGACUGGUUUGAUUAAGUCUUCCUUUUUGUACUUCCUUUCUUUAACAUAAUGUCAUGUUCUUUUACGCACA
Spinacia oleracea (spinach) is the source of this 1711-nucleotide messenger RNA. RefSeq names its product E3 ubiquitin-protein ligase SDIR1. Gene Ontology annotation, biological process: ubiquitin-dependent protein catabolic process; protein ubiquitination. Lineage: Eukaryota; Viridiplantae; Streptophyta; Magnoliopsida; Caryophyllales; Amaranthaceae. Gene Ontology annotation, molecular function: ubiquitin protein ligase activity. The coding region runs from base 229 to 1041 and encodes 270 amino acids. The record is from RefSeq and is a predicted model, not a curated record. The transcript is spliced from 9 exons.